Molecule: messenger RNA, 11814 nt
Organism: Formica exsecta
Lineage: Eukaryota; Metazoa; Arthropoda; Insecta; Hymenoptera; Formicidae
Product: muscleblind-like protein 2
Exons: 3
Coding region: 77-403 (108 amino acids)
Molecular function (GO): metal ion binding
Source: RefSeq, a predicted model, not a curated record
AAAAAAAAAAAAAAAACUACCGAUACUUGAAAAAAAAAAAAAAAAAAUACCGUACGAACACUGCCUCGUUUGCUGCAUGUGGAUCGCCUUAGCAGCCUUAGCCACUGUCGGGGCCCAAGUGGUCCCCCAAAAUGCUCACUGUGUCGUCUACACAGACAGCUGCGGACAGUUACUGGACACCCUCCCGGUGUGCCAAGAUUUUAAUCGACAAGUGUGCAACCGUCCCGCCUGCAAGUUUAUUCAUCUCAGUGACGGAAACGUGGAGGUGAUCGAGAACCGCGUAACGGUGUGCAGGGACGCAGUGAAGGGCGCGUGCAUGCGACCCCAGUGUAAAUAUUACCACAUACCGAUCGCGUUACCGCCAGCACCUUUGAUGGCGAUCGCAUCGUCCGCCUCGCCAUAGGGUUGCUAGCGACAGCGAGCGGGGACAGCGAGGAGGAAGAGGACUCGAUAAAGCUUGCGCGAGCAUGCAUAUCCAUGCAUGUCGGGGAUCGUGACGUCUACGAGAUGGUGGAAACGACUGCGAACAAUGGGAGCGGAAAGAAACGGAGGCGCGCUGAGUGAGGAACGUCGUCGUUCACGCCGUCGAUUCGAUUUACUUUCUCAACAGCACGUCUCGAUAUUCCCCUUCGCGACACACACUCCUCUAUAUACGACGUAUAUACGCUCGUAAUGCACGCGCACGAAAGUGCGAGUUCAGGCGCACGAUAGAGCGAGGGAGAAGAUAGGGUGUCGAGGCGAAAUUUCUGCCUUUGCGUGAAGUCGAAAAUGUUCGCGGGAAAGGAAGAAAAUGUAUAGGUACGAAAUGAAUUUCUUUUUCGUUUAUCAGAGAGAAAUUGUAGCGCGAAAAGGAGAAAACUGGGGAAAGAUUCGACACAGGUGAUCGUGGAGGCUGUGGAAAAAUCGAACGGCAAUCUGGCGAAUCGUCGCGAAGAGGGUACCAGUCAAGAAUCAUCGAAAUAUUUCUUAUGAUUAUAUAGUGCGAGUUGGUAACUAAAGUCUUCCUUAACGUUGUCUUUUUUCUUAUUCGAUUUCUAUUUGGCUUCCUAUGGAUCGUGCAGGAGAGGCGAAUUUCGAGACGCUCGUCGAGAAUAUCCUAAAUAAUCCGGAAGAAAAUCGGAUGCGGGAGAUUUCACAACUUCCACGAUUCCCUUCUUUUCGUUUAACCCGUUUGUAUCACGUAGGGUCCAAGUCUCUCGGAUCAAGUGCAAAGCCCCAACGGCCAAGAACAAUGUUUUGUCUCGAAAGGUAAGCGUUAAACUCGAAUACAUCUUGGAGCCCAUUCUUGUCACGAUCGAGCGAGUUAACGAACAAUGAUCCGCGUGCGAUUCAACGUGAUUCAAGUUUCUACGACUUCCUCGUUGACGCAGCGAAGUCAUACGUCAAAUUUUUUUUCCCGGUUUUCGUCGAUGAACAAUAGUUUUCUCGAGAGCAACAAAAUACAAUUAAAGAGAAAGAGAGUUUUUAUUCUUAAUCCUGAACUUCCGUUUUCAUAUAUUAUAUCGAUAUUUUGAAUGCAAUUAAUUUUGCUUCACGUUCACGAAAUCUGAAAAAACGAAAUACAUGCAAUAUAAUAUAUAUGACUUUUUUCUCUUUUUUUAUCACGGAAUAAUUGCUAUAGUUUUGAAAGUGAAAUUGACUUUGUAUUUUUACUCAGCCGUUGCAUAGUCGAGGAAAUUACGUUUCUGUAUGCCCAGGAUUUUCUUCCUUUUCCGGACUUGCCGCGUGCAGUGUCUUCAUUCGCUGUGACAUGCAGUGCACGUUCGCGCAACGCAAGGCAUGCUCGUAAGAGAGAAUCCGGGAGAGAAAAAAUAUGUCUCGAAAAAAUAUUGUAUAUCCACGUCAGAUUCCGGCGUGAGAGAAAUCGUAAUUGUAUCGCAUAAGUAGACUAGCUAGGGGCUGCGAAUCAACGCGACAAAACUAAUAGAUGCUGAUCUUAAAGAAAGAGAGGUAUGCAGAAUAUACAAAAUAUAAUGACGAUAAAUAUUAUCGAGACGAUGUGUAAGAGAGAAAUAAUUUACACGAGAUAUGAUAUAAGACGCGGUGAGCGCGCGCGCACGCGCGCAUAUAACGAAGUUUUUUAUACUCGUAUAUAACAAAUCUCAAUUAUAUUUUGUUUUUAUGAUAAAAUAAUGUAAACACGUGUGUAUAUAUACAUACGAAGAGAGAUAUGUAUAUGUAUGCAUAUAUGAUAAAGGGGGUGUAACAAUUUCGCGCGAAGGGGAGCGUAAUAAUAGUUAUCGGCGGAUUGAUUGGCGAUGAUUAGGCGAGCGAUGCGAAGUAAUAGUCGGAAAUGGAACGUCGAAAUUGUCGGAAACUGCGAAGCGGUCGGUUUUCUCGCGCGAGGAGAGGAACAGGAAGCCUUAGGACGUGUGUUUUACGCCGGCUAGUUGACUUUCACGAUCGUCUUACUUGAUUCGCGAGAAACGGGCAAACGCCGAAAAUCGCACAUUCUCUAUAGGCGGGUAAACACUAAUUAAUUACUACACUACGACAAAUGUAUAUGACAAAUUUAUAUGCAUACGAUAAGAAAUUAUAUUUAAUAACUAAGAGAGACUUCUGGGAGAGAUGGGAGUAUGAACAAGAGCGAUCGCGAGGAGAUAUUCUUGACGUGAGCGAGAACUGUCGAGAAAAGAAGAAAAAAAGAAGAGGCGAGAGAGAGAGAGGAAUCGUUUUAUAUCUGCUCUUCGAAACAAACGAAAAAAAUCGAUCCGCCUAAAUCACGUGUAUAGGUUUACACGAUUGAUAGGGAAUAAAUUUAUAUACGUUGUUUCAGUUUUCGUAAAUAUUAUUGCGUUAAUAUCUUUUAAUCGUAUAUAUCGCGCGUGAAGGACCCUCCUCCAUCGGUCGAGUCUUUCGUCAUUAAAUGCAUUCUUCAUGAUAAUUCUUUCUCGUGCACGCUUAAUUGCACCUUCGAAGCUAUUCUUCAAGUUAUGCUCCACGAUUACGCGUGCACUUUGCAUAUAUAUUCGCGUCUCUCUGCGAAUCUCAUUUCUCUUUUCAUAGUUUAAAAUUUGAACGAUACAUUCUCGCGCGUCCAGAACAGAUGUUCCGAGCAAUAUUUUUUUACAAAGUAUAUAUACAUACGUCGAAAAAGAUAUUAAUAUUAAGGCACGCUUGCGGACCUGAUUUUCUCGUCGAAAAUAUCUCAAAGAGUAAUAAAGAGUAAUUGCCCACUUGAGAUACUUUGCUCUGAAGAGAGAGAGAAAGAGAGAGAGAGAGAGAGAGAGAGAAAAAGUGAGAGUCUUAACUUCCGAGUCUGCGAUCAGCAUAAGACUUCCAAUUUCACCACAUAUGCUAACGUGGCAAUAUAAAUAUUUGAAAGACAUUUUACCGUCCAGGAGAGGCUUACACCAACUUUCCCGACCAACGAUACGAUAUGAUCUAUCGAAUAUAUUCAUACCGAAACACAUUGCGAAAAUGAAAAAUGCACUUUUGAACUAGUCAUGAUGAUGGAUCAGGAUCCUUCACGUACCCCUUUUUUUUACUUUACUAAAUGUUAUAUCGUAUUAUUCUUUUUUAAGUUAGUUAAUACAUUAAUCGUUUAAUCAAUCACUUUGACGAUAAUUAUAACAAUUAUUUAAACGAAAUUUAGAUAUAACACAAAGUACUCUAACGACAAAAAAAAAUAAGUAUAAGAAGGAGACGAGAGAAGCCUACGGAUAUAAAGUAAUAAAUAAUAAAAAUAUAUAUAUUAAACGAGUGAUUAAAAAGUUAAGCAAGAGUAAAUGUUCCUGUACAGCAUUUAAGAAUCAAAGGACACUCUUAUCAAAGCAAAAGGAAAAAAAAAACAGAUUAAUACACCUUUGGUAUUAGAAGGGAAAGAUCCGAGGCUGCCAGUAGGCGCGAAUAUAGCUGGAAGUUCAACUUUGUAAAUUACUCGUGUACAUAAAAUAGUAUUAUUGCGUGAGAAGUAAUUCGGUUAGCACUAGAUACAGAAUAAAAAGUACUGAGGGUUCUAGGAUUGUCAUCGAUUAUGAAAUUGUUUGUUAAAUAAGUUUGUGAACGAGCGGGAAGGGCGUUUUAUACGCGCGUUAUAUAAUAAUCCGUUUUAUAACUUACAUGUAAUUUCUUUGCGACGAUUCACUUAAAUUUUAACGUUGAUUUUUUAAAAUUUGCUCUUCCUUUUUUACAUGCUUCUCUCUCAACAUUGUAAUUCUAGUCAUGUAUUCGAAAUUAUUUAAUUGUAUUUUCGUUGUAUUCUUUUUGAUAUACGUAUAUCGUCGCUUUUAAUUCGUAAUGUAACAUCACAAUCCAUACGUUCAAAUUUUUUUUUUUUUAUCUACUUUUCCGUCUUCAAUAACCGUCGAUUAUGCGAUAGAUAUUGCUACAAACGCAACUCAAGAGGGAUAUACAUGUAAAUUCAUCGAAACGAAUGGGGAAAGACAUACGGACGAGUUCCUCCGUGCCCAUACUUAGUAUAUGUACAUAGAUUUAAUUAGAUACGCAUAGAGGAAAAGAAAAAGAGAUAUACAUAUAUAUAUAUACGUUAUAUUAUAUAAAAUUAAGUACAAUAAUCUAUAUGAAUGUCCAUUUAAGUGAUUCAAUGACACCACGAAGAGGAGAGCGAGAUAUUUUCAAUUGUGAUUCCACUUAGAAUAUACUCGAUACUUUCUCUUAGAGACCCGCGCUCCUCGUCUUCGGGAUAUAUUUCUUCUUCUUUGGUAUCAGUGAACUAGAUUUUCCCCCAUUUACUACGUCUUCAUACGAAAAGACACCAAGAGCAGGAACGAUAUUCAGAUAUUCGUCCCACUCGCCUGCCAGCCGCUCAGCAUGUUUAGACGAGCAAAGUCCUUCGAGAAGUUAUCGAUAACUCCUCCUUUCGUGUCGUCUCGCGAUGGUACGGUUCGUUAAAGCUCAGGUACACCCUGAUCCCGACGCCCUCGAAAACGAGAUAAACGACCGGGAUGCCUUCGGCUUAUUUUCGAACGGAUUUUCCUCUCUAAUCGCUAAACGAUGAAUUAGUUUUUAGGUAAACAAAACGGUCACAUACAGACAACGCAUCUAAAGAGCGCGAAAUUAAUCGUCGGACAGUACUAUACCCGUCUUUCCCUUUAAUACCAAAACCUCUAGUAAAUACACAAUGUAAACGAAUAUUAUAAUUAAUGAUAAUUAUGCGAAUGCAGAAAUGAGAAAAAAAAAUAAUAAAAACGGACAGAAACGAAAGAAGGAACGAAACGCUGCUCCGAUAUUUAUGGACAAAUAUAAUAUCACGAGAGUCAUUCUAAAAAGCGAAAACUAAAAAAAAAAAAACAAGAAACGACAAAAAAGACAAUGACAAAACACGAUGAAAACGUUGUGACGAAUCCACUGGAGUUUGAGCUUCCCAACUUGAGUCAAGGGUUUUAGCUGCUGCAGCAAGCAAUCACAAAGCAAAACAAUUAUUUGUAAUCAAGUAAGAGAUUCGCCCGCACGAAUUCCUUGCCGUCGUCCAUGCCGGGCGUCGUAUUCGACGUUUCGGUGAAUCUCUCGGGAGGAAGACUUAUUCCCGAGAGGAAAUCGAUGGGGAAACGUAUCGCCUCGUUGAACGACGACAUUAAAUUCGGCGGGUGAUUUGUAUAUGCUGCCGCUUAAAAACAGAAUGCUGCUUCGCAUGGCCAACGAUUGCUCGCUGGAUCGCAUGAGAAACGCGAUUAUAAACUCGAAGAUUAAAGAGAAUCGUCACACACAUAUACACGCAUAUUGUGUCUCCGGACGUUAAUUCUUAACUGGGGUUCUGCCGUCGAGUUAGAUCAAAUAAGUACUUCUGCAGGUUACUAGUUGAGAAUUAAGUUAAGAGUCUUUACGGAAUGUUACACACUAUACGAAGAUACUUUUUCAAGUAUGUUUUACGUGCGAUGCGGAAAACAUCUUUUUCGCAACCCCCGGGUUGUUGUGUCAACAAGAAUGACUGGAAUCUAUUCUCAUGCGUUCUAUCGUUCGUGUUGGCCGGAUAUGCUCGUGUGUACCUACCUACCUAGCUUCUUGCGCGCUACGCAUUUUUGACUCUGCUAGGAAAAGGAAAUGAAAAUGAGAAGGAUGGCGAGAAAGCAAAAGAAGAUGGUCAAUUAGAUUGGAGAGAGAGAGAGAGAGAGAGAGAGAGAGAGAGAUAGAAGGGACAGACAGAGGGGCAGAACAAUGAAAUGCGCGAGGUGUGUUUUUAUUCUGCGGAGAAACCGGUCAGCGCUCCGACUUAUGGUCGCGAUUGCCACGAUUGUUCGAACGAGGUGGGGGAACGAACGGGAACGCUUACUACGUUUCGGCGAUUAAUCUACUUAAUCGGAUUGCCCGUCGACGAUUGUGUCGGUUGCGUUUUCGAAAUUACGUCCAUAAAGUUUCAACGGGACUUAUGGGGAUUUUGUUCGUAAAUUUAAUCGGUUACCAUGAAACAUUUACGGAAAAUAAUGAAAAAGAGCAAAACAUUUUCUUUAAACAUCUCUUCCGGAACGUAAAAUCAAAGUAAUAAAGAGUUUGUUUUAUAGGCAUAUCUUCUCCAAUAUAAUGAUUGAAAUAUUUAGAGAAAAUAUCAAAAUAAAGGAGUAAACUGAGCUUUCUAAGCAUUUUAUUACUUUAUCUGGCAAAUAAAAUAUUCGGAGGAAAAAUUGAGAAAUAGAAGCAGAAAAUAUUUUUUCUACAUUUUUCAAUUCAACAUAAAAAAUAUGAUUAAAAUAUCUAUAAUUAAUUACGUGAAAUAUAAUAAAUCAUACAGAAAUUGGAUAUUUUAUCGAAAUUAUAGCAGAUGAAAUGUUUAAAAUAUCGAGGUAAACAUUUUUUUAAAAUGGGUUCGCAAGACACGAAACGCAAAGAUAUACACUAUAGAUCAUCCACGCCAGAAACAAGAUUAAUCGUAAUUUGAAAGAUUUACUGAUGAAAAGUACUUGACGUAACCAUAGAUGUAACGCGUAAACGAACAAGCAAACAAUAUAUACUUCUCUAGGUAAAAUUGAAAGUCUGCACACGUCUAAUUUAUUAAACAAUUUUUAAUGAGUAAGUUUUUCUAAACUUAAUUCAAAACAAAUUAUUUUUUAUUAAAUUGAAAUAAUGAAAUAACCAUGUUUUUUUUACAUUCAAGGGAAUUAUAAAUUGUAUAAGAUAAAUAAUUAAUAUAAAAUUAUAUCCGCACAUAUAUUGGGAAAAUUUUAAUUUUGAUUUAAUAUAAAUUCAUGUGUUCAAAUUUUUGAUUAAAACUUUAUAAAAUUCACAUUGCAAUGUUAUUAGUACACAGAAAAAAAUUUUAUUUGUUCCAAUACGUUUAUUAUAACUGCGAUUUUUAACUUUGCAAAUCUGUGCAUUUAAAAACUAAAAGUUUAGUAUUUAAAAUAAUAUUUGUUGCUUGAUUAUUUUCCACAAAUAAACUUCUCAACUCUGAAUAAUGCUUAAAUUAUGUAACUAUAAAAUACUAACCAAUGAUACGAAGCGCUUUAAUUUUAGAUUCGAGAUUAUAAAAAGAUCAGACAUAGUAAGUGCAACAGAAUGAAUAUAUAUAAAGACACAUAAACAUAUAGUUUUGAUUUUUAUUUGACAUACACACACUCAGUAAAUCAUAAAUCGAUCAUGAUAUUUACAUGAUAAUACGAAAGUGUGACUGGAUUUCUUCGCAGAAAAACCGCCUUGAGACUUGGUGCGCGAAAUGUUUCCCUUGUCGGUACGUAAUAAUUCGUACGCAACGAGAAGUCAUGUAAGCACAAAAGGCUCGGGAAAGAGAAGUAGCGAGAAAGAAAGAUAGGUAUACUGGAAGGAACGAGAUGAAUUUUUGUAUGGAACACAAGAGAGAAGCAACCGGAUAUGUUAUUUCAUAUAUACGUAUCUACGUAUAGUAUACGUGGACACGUAUAUGUGAACACAUUUCGAGAUUGAGCAAUCGCUCCCUCGAUGCUGUACGCGAUUCUUCAAGAGAGUUCCUUUUAUUCAGAGUACUAUUAUAUAUGUAUAUAUACGUGUAUGUAUGCAGACUUUUUUCCCCGAAUAUGCGGGCGAUUUUCCUCCAGCUGGCAUGCAAAUCGAACGAAAAAAAAAAGAAAGAGAGCGAAGGAAAAACAUAUUUUGAUAUGAGGAAAAGCGCGGCGGGUGUCAACUCCCGCCACACGUGUCGCGCAGAGAUUUUCGAUAAUUGUCAACGACAGAGGAAUGCCCCCUCCCCCCGCCCCCUGUGUAAGAGCAAUUAACUUAUAUUUGCAAACGCAAUGGAAAAUUGUCUAGAUAAUGAAAAAGAGAAAAAAAAACAUUUAAGCGACUUUCUAGAUAAAGAGCCUUGACAUUGGUAGUUCGAUGUUGAUGGAUAUUAACCUUUCGACUAAGCUAACGAGGACUCUAUAUAGUAUUUUUGAAUUAGAUUAUUUAACACCUAUAUAUAUAUAGAGAGAGAGAGAGCGGUAUAUUGUAGCCCUUAGGACGAGAGUUUUACCGAACGAAACUAAUUGCAUGUCGAUGUAUCAAGCAUUAUAAGCUUAAUAGCUUUAGUAGAUAGUAAUCAUUGUUGCUAUACGGUCGCCCCCCCCCCCCCUUUGCUGGGAUUCUCCCUGCGAUUCGCCGCGACGGGAGAUCACCGAGAGAGCAGCCCGUGGACAUUCUUGUGCGCUGCCGUUUCGUUAUUUCUUCAUUUCCGCUUUUCAUGCUCUCCUUGUAGCUUCUCCCCCCUUGUCCCUCUACACCCGUAAGCGAAAGAGAGUGCGAGAGAAAGAAAGACAGAAAGAGAUAGACAGAGAAGGAACGAUUUAAUCUCGCGUUAGUAACGCUUAGUGUCUCUAGGUAAUAUUAUACACGAACGUAUUAUAUACAAUGACUUAGAUGAAGUAGGGUAUUCAAGAUGAAACACUAAACGAACACAAAGCGGAACGCUUCUUUCGAGCUCUCGCGACGAACUUUACUUAGGAGGCAUAUGCUCUUCACGGAAAAUACUCUAUUUCUCACUGGAGACAGACCUCGUAGCCGAAAAUACCUGCCUUGGAAACGUUCGUGUGUACCUUCGGCCUGAAAUCGAAGAAAAGCGUAUCCAAAGUAUUCCCCGCCCCGCCCGCCCCUUUCUUUCUUACUUUCUCUCUCUCUCUCUCUCUUUCUCUCUUCCUCUCUCAACAUACUGUAUUAGAGUACUCCGAUUAUUACGAUUUCAGAUCACGUAGUAAAAAGUGUCUAUUCUACAGAUUAACUUUAAAUAGUAAAUCGUAUAGAAGGAGAAAGAGAGAGAGAGAGAAAGAGAGAGAGAAUACCUACAUAUUACUUACGGCUUGCGAGACAAUGUAAUUGCACUUUAAUCAACGACUUCGAAGUAUAACGUAUUAUAGAAAGUAGAGCACCGGAGUUCGCUUUUUGUCCGGAUCAAUAUUUAAAUAAUAGAGAUCCGAUCUCUCAUCCUCUCCCCUCCCCCCCCAUUCCCUCUCAUUAUCUCUGAGUCGUCAUCUCCGUGUUGAAAUCGAUUUAAAUCGAGCGUGUUUCUUCCCCGCUUGUGUGUAAGCUUUGCGCCUCUUGCGAGAUGCUUCUUAGAUCCUCGACCCCACUUAUACGCGCACAAACACAGACAUAUACACACACACAUAUAUAUGCAUCCAACAGAUGCCGAAAUAUACAAAUAUAUAUACACGUAAAUGUCAAUGUCUCAGAUAACGCGUUUUAUCACACUCAAGUAUAUAAACAUAUUCGCAUAUCUUGAAAGCCACGCUACGGACAACCCCAUGUAUAAAUAGCAAAAUAUCUCUUAUUAAUGCGCGCGUAGUUAAAAUCAGCUUGCUUAACUAACGAUACUUCAUUACCUUUGCUAUUCGCUGCAUUGUCAACUUUCUUCCGUAUCGGGUGUUGGUUUCUGCCGUCGAUUUAAAAAUGAUAUAAGGCAUCAUUCCCUUAGUUUAAAAUCAGGCUCGUGUUGUAUAUGUUUCAGAUCCAAAGACGAAUAUGUGGAAAUUUUUCUGUAAUUAUACAAUAAUUCGUUAGCAAAGAAAUAAUUAUAAAAUAUAAAAUGUAAGAGAGAAAGAUUUGAUUAUGCUAAACGAAAAGAAUUUUUCAUAUUUAUUGCAAACCUUUUUUAUUGUAGAUUUUAUUAUAAAUAUUUCGGAUAUAGAAGAUGAGAAGUAUUACUUUAAUAUUAAAUCCAUUUCUUUUAAUCGUCGAUGACAACUAUUACUACUUGAUUUGUAUUAUUUUGUUCGAGUAUUAUCGCUCUUUCAGCUUUCAUAUGCGAUUUGUUUCGACUCACUGCGGUUUUUUCCGACGAGCGGUAUCGGCGAUCUACGGGCAGAGGCGAGCGAUCGCAUAGGCACGACGACGAACAGCUGAGACGCUCACGUGACUGAGCGUUGCAUCAUGUUACGUCACGCGAUUCACAUGCCCGCGCGACGCGAUCGCACGUCUCACCCGUCACUGAACGGAUCAGCUGUGCGUACAGCAAGCUACCGAGCGCGUAGUAGCCUCGACCUUAUAACAUCCUAUCCUUCGACCCCCGCGCACGCGUGAGGAUUUUUACGGACGUCUUUCUUUGUUAUGACACUUUCUUUCCUGUCAAGCGUUUUCCCCGAAAUUGCUAUAUGAGACACGCUUUUUGUUGGCAGUAGUUUUAGUUUCCCGGUGCCUUCAUCCUCUCGGAAAAAAAGUGUGAUUCAAUGUUACGUUUUAUUUUAUAUCUUACGAAGAUGGCUUGAUCUCUAAUCCCUUAUUCCCGCCGUCACAUGCCCUCCCCUCCCUUUGAACAUAAUAACACGGUCGCCCCCCUUGACUACAAGUUUUCGAGAACAAAAGAAAACAUACAAAAAAAAAAAAAUUAACGGUGAACAACGCGUGAAGACUAAAUUGAAGUAAAUCUAUCGGGAAUCUACAAGAUUAAAGAACAAAAAAAAGUUAAAAAUUACAUAAAAUAAUUAAGGUCAUGAAUUUAUAAAGAUAUUUACACUUUAAGAAUAUAUAUAUAAAGAGAAUCUUCUGUGGCAGCAUAAUAUACGGAAAAUUACUAGUUCGACACUUAAACUAACCGUACGUUGGGGACGAGGACGAAGGAUUUUCUGGAUACGUAGACGCGAGGAUAGUGUCCUGACGAUCCUUCGGAUCACUGCGUCUUCCGACAGUGAUGUAACUAUUAACAUGUAAUCCCUUAACGUUAUAUUUUUCCGGUGGUAGCUCGCGCGUUCACGCUAAACGCUUCGUUUGCGAUAUCGGUAUCAGCGCACGAGCAGGAAGGCUUAAAAGUGUUUAUAGAACGGCGAUCGCCGCGUUUAGCGAUAAUAGCGAGGGCUGCACUAGCCGCCGGCAGUUUGUGAUAUAUUUAGUGAAACAAAUUAAAAAAUGGUUGUUAUUCAAAUUAAAAAAAAAAAAAAAGAAGAAAGAGAUGCAGAGAGAGAAAGAGAGAAGAGAAGCGCCUAGCGGUUUUACAUCACACACAUACAUACACACAUAUACACACAUAUUGAAAGGAUUUGGUAGUAUAAUUGCGCGCGCUGCUGAGAGCAAUCUGAUUCCGCGUAUAACGCUGAGAAUAAAUCUCAUAGGGCAUUCCGUGGUAGAUUAUAAGCAGGAGGCUGCUUUUUUCAAAGUCAGUUUUUGUAAUCUCCGCAAUUUGAAAAGAAUAUUUAGGAAUGGUUGAUGGUGUGUGAGAUGCGACUUGAAGGCGAUUUUUUUAAUAGCGAUAUAUACACACGAAUCGAUCUUUAUUGUUAUGAUGUUUUAUAGUUGAAAAAACAGAGAUCUGUGAGUAAAAUUUCUCUAAAAGAGAAAUAAGUAUGCCUAUCUAAUAUAAGUAUUUAAAGAUUUCUUGGCAGAGUAUUCUCCUUUUUCUAUUUUUUCAACACCAAGACCUCGCACGCACAUAUUGGACUGAAGGAACUGAAAAUCUUACUUUAAGUCGUAUAAUUACAU